AUGGUUUCAGACGAGAGAGACAGAGACGAUGACGUGCACUCCCAAGACCAACAACAUAUCAAACUCCCUCCGUGCUCGAACAACCUCGCCACCGCGUUGCUCACGGACGCGUACCAAAUCACCAUGGCGUACGCGUAUUGGAAAAACAACACGCACGAACGCACGGCGAGUUUCGAUUUACUCUUCCGGAAAAACCCAUUCGGUGGAGAGUUUACCAUCUUUUGCGGCUUAGAGGAGAGUUUAAAGUUCGUCUCGAACUUUAAAUUCACGAGACAAGACGUGAAGUAUUUGCGCGAGUGCGAUUUCGCGAAAGAGAUGGACCCGAGGUUCUUCGACGAGUAUUUAAGUUCAGUGGACUGUUCGAAAAUCACAAUCGAAGGCAUCAAAGAAGGCACCGUGGUGUUCCCGAGAGUACCUCUGAUCCACGUGAGCGGACCUUUGGGCGUGACGCAACUUCUGGAGACGACUUUACUCACUCUGAUUAAUUACGCGUCUUUAGUCGCCACGAACGCGGCUCGACAUCGGUUAACGUGCGGCGACGAGGCGCAGUUGUUGGAGUUUGGUUUACGGAGAGCGCAAGGCGUGGACGGGGGAGUGAGCGCGAGCAGGUACGCGUACGUUGGAGGUUUCGACGCGACGUCGAAUUGCGAGGCUGGGAGACAGUUUGGGAUUCCCGUGAGAGGGACGCACGCGCACAGUUUCGUGCAAGCGCACUCGAAGUGGGACGAUAUCCACGGGAGGAAAGUUGGCGAGUGCGAGGAUUUUUGCAAAGAGGCGAGGGAAAUGUUGAAAGAGUUGAGAGAGGCGAUGGUGAGUAGUGAUAGUAACAAUAGCGCGGCGUAUCAAUUCGGGGAAACGAAUGAGAGCGAGCUGAUCUCGUUUUGCGCGUACGCGAUUGCGUUUCCGAAUUCGUUUUUAGCUUUAAUCGAUACGUACGACACGUUGAAAUCGGGGACGCCUAAUUACGUCGCCGUGGCGUUGACGUUGAAGAAGUGUGGGUUUCAACCCGUUGGGGUGAGAAUAGAUUCCGGAGAUUUGAGUUAUUUGAGUUUAAUGAUUAGAGAGUUUAUGAUUGAAGCGGAGAAGUGUUUAGAGCGUCGGGGAAAACAUUUUUCGUUACUCGCGAAAGGAUUAGCCGCGGAGACGAAAAUUACCGCCUCGAACGAUAUCAACGAAACCGUGUUGAGAGAAUUGAAACAAAGCGGUCACUCGAUCGAUGCGUUUGGCAUCGGGACGCACUUGGUGACGUGCAUGGCGCAACCGGCGUUGGGAUGCGUGUAUAAACUCGUAGAAAUCGAUAAAACACCUCGGAUUAAAUUAUCCGAAGACGUAGAGAAAGUCACCAUUCCGGGAAAGAAGAAGUGUUACAGACUUUACGGAAAGAUUGGCGAACCGAUCGUGGACGUCAUGCUUCGCGAGGACGAAAAAGAACCGAAGGUUGGCGAACGCGUGUUGUGCAGACACCCGUUUUUAGAAGGUAAACGGGCGUUCGUCACUCCCGCGAAAGUGGAGAAGUUAUUGUUGGUGUGUUGGGACGGCGAGAAAGGCGGGUGUCCUCGAAAAUUUUACGAGGAAAGCGUAGGUUUAGAAAAAAGUAGAUUGAGGGUAAAAGAGCAAGUGAAACUGAUGCGAGCGGAUCAUUUGAGAUACACGAAUCCGACGCCGUAUAAAGUGAGCGUGUCUGGCGAUUUGUACCAGUUUACGCAUCAGUUAUGGUUGGAUAAUUUGCCGGCGAGAGAGUUGACUUGA
Molecule: messenger RNA, 1749 nt
Organism: Bathycoccus prasinos
Lineage: Eukaryota; Viridiplantae; Chlorophyta; Mamiellophyceae; Mamiellales; Bathycoccaceae
Product: nicotinate phosphoribosyltransferase, putative
Exons: 1
Coding region: 1-1749 (582 amino acids)
Biological process (GO): NAD+ biosynthetic process
Molecular function (GO): nicotinate phosphoribosyltransferase activity
Source: RefSeq, a predicted model, not a curated record